AUGACCAAAACCCAGCGGCCGAUACCUAGAAGCCGCAGAUCUUCGUCCUAUGAUCGGAGACUUCCGCGGUCCCGUACCAACUCGAUAACAUCCAUGGAUUCUUCAGCAAGUCACAUCUUGGAGGAUAACAACUAUGAGAUGUUUUCGGGUGCAGCAUCCGAAGUUAUUCCGUCGUCCAUUACUUCUUUGCACUACCCCCACAGCUUUGGUAACAGAAGAGAGUCAUUAGUGUCUCGAGAAACGUCGCCGUUGCUUAGCGCAGAUGAAAACAACAUCGAUUUGAGGUCAGUAAAUUCCGCUGCAUCAAGAAGAUCUGACGAGACUCAGUCACAAUUUCGAUUCUUUUCUCCCGAUGAGAUUGAAAUGGCCCAAGGUGGAUCUACAAUAGAGAACCCGGAAGACCCUGUUGAUUAUAAUACAAAUUGGGAUUAUUCAAUAGACAAAUUUGUUGGUGAUGAAGAAUCAUCGCAAGCAGAAGCAGUUUUUGCUGACGCCUAUUCAGGCAGGAUGCAAAGUCCUGAAGCACCUGAUUAUGGGUCAGUGGAAUUUGAACGACGGAAUCGUCGUGAUUCAGAUGCAAGUAGUGACAAAUCAGAUCUGUUCAAUGAAAACGGCGACGAAACAAACCAAAUCAACGAGGACUUCUACCAACAAUACCCCACCAAGCUUCACUCCCAGAGAUAUUACUUAGCAGAAGAGGACAUUGUCGUCGGUAUUGCUGGUUACCGCAACUGUUGGUGGAAGAAGUAUUUGUACUACAUCUUAUGCAUCAGCACCUUUGGGGUGGGGUUUUUAAUAUUAAGAUGGUUUCCCAGAUAUAGAGUCAACUUUAUGAGCACAAAGUGUCCACUUGGGUUAUCGGAUUGGUGCGUCAUUGAGAAUGAAUUUGGUGAGCUUCAGAUUAUAGACAUUGACAAACAACGAUUCGACGAAAGACUUUCAAAUUUUUUGACCAUACAUGAAGAAAAAGCACAAAGUGACCCAGUGGUACCUUACGUUCACUCAUUUAUUUACCGAUACAUUAAAUUUUUUUAUGAUCCCACGGAAGACAUUUUUCGAACAAAUUCCAACUGGUACGAUAUACGCUGGUUGAGUUUAAAGACGAUCAAAGAAGGAAUUUCACAAUCUCUUCAAGAGCAGAGACUUGAGAUUUUUGACUCAAACAAGAUAGAGAUUGAUGAAAAGACAACCUUUCAGUUGCUUGCAGAUGAGGUUUUGCAUCCAUUCUACAUAUUUCAAAUAUUUUCGAUCUUCUUGUGGCUUGCAGACGACUAUUACUACUAUGCCUCGUGCAUAUUCAUCAUUUCCAUGGUCUCAAUUGUCAACUCAUUGAUUGAAACCAAGUCUACUAUGAAGAGAUUGCAACAGAUUUCGAAAUUCGAAUGCGAGGUGAGAGUUUGGAGAAAUGGAUUUUGGAAACAAAUUGACUCUGUCGAUUUGGUACCCGGUGAUAUUUUUGAAAUAGAUCCCUCUUUGAGCGUGAUUCCUUGUGAUGCUCUACUUGUCAACGGAGAGUGUGUUUUGAACGAAUCGAUGUUGACAGGUGAGAGUGUGCCAGUUACUAAGGCACAAGCUACAAAGGACGUUGUCAAACUUUUACCGCAGAAUUUUAUUGACCCCAACUUGUCGCGGUCGUAUUUAUUCAAUGGAACUAAAUUACUAAAAAUGAAGUCGACCAAUGAUGAACCGGUUAUUGCAAUGGCGUUGAAAACAGGAUUCAGUACAACCAAAGGGUCUCUAGUUCGAUCAAUGAUGUUCCCUAAACCCACAGGCUUCAAGUUUUACAGAGACUCUUUCAAGUAUAUUGGAUUUAUGACAUUAAUUGCUGCAUUGGGAUUUACUUACUCAACCUACAACUUUAUAAAACUUGGUCUAAGUAAAAGACUAAUGAUAUUGAGGGCAUUGGAUAUAAUCACAAUAGUGGUACCUCCAGCUUUACCGGCAACCUUGACUAUUGGAACCACUUUUGCCAUUGCAAGACUCAAAAAGCUCAAUAUAUACUGUAUCGCGCCCACUCGUGUGAACAUAGGAGGGAAAUUAGAUGUCAUUUGCUUUGAUAAAACAGGCACUUUGACCGAAGAUGGGUUAGAUGUAUUGGGAGUCCAUUUGGCCAAUAACGCAAAAGGAAGAAAAGAAAUCGUAUUCGAAGACUUGGUAACUGAUGUACUGCUUCUAAAUCUAACCCGAGGCUCUGGCUAUGAAACGAAUAACGGGGAGUUUCUAUUGCGGUGUAUGGCGUCCUGUCAUUCCCUAAGACAUAUAGACGACGAACUAAUGGGCGAUCCUUUGGACGUGAAGAUGUUUGAGUUUACAAAAUGGGAUUACGGAGAAGAUCGCAAUUCAGGAAAGCCAGUGGUUUCGGGCAAAGCCAACUCCCAUAUUAUAGAAAGGGAGUUUGAAUUCUUGGCGCCUUUGAGAAGAAUGUCUGUGAUUUGUAAAUCGGAUAAGAAGAAAUACGUGUUUACUAAAGGUGCCCCGGAAGUAAUGAUCGAGAUAUGCGUUCCGGAGUCCAUCCCAUCCAACUAUGAAGAGCUACUUCAUCAUUAUACACACUUGGGAUUUAGGGUCAUAGCAUGUGCAUACAAGCAUGUUGACAGCUGCAACCUCGAGAGAUCUGAUGCCGAGUCCAGCUUGACAUUUGCCGGAUUCAUCAUUUUUGAGAACAAACUCAAACUCUCCACGGCGCCAACUUUAGAAAAGUUGAACGAUGCGCAAAUUCGUACUAUUAUGUGUACAGGUGAUAACAUUUUAACUGCAAUCAGCGUUGCAAAGGAAUCAAAAUUAGUUCCUGACAGCAAAUGUAUUAUUUACGUUCCAUUGAUUGAAGCGAAGGAUGAUCAGCAGUAUAUUUCGUGGCAGGACGUUAAUGAUCCCGAAAACAGGUUAGACCCGGAAACACUCAAGCCGGCUGAUAUAAGACAAGACAGCAAUUACAGGUUGGCAAUUACGGGUGAUAUAUUCAGAAUUUUAUUGACCGAGCUCAAAGACGUCAAUUUGAACCAAAAUGUGUUGAUGAAGUGUGAUAUAUUUGCAAGAAUGUCGCCGGAUGAAAAACAUGAAUUAGUCGAGCAACUUCAAAAAAUCGAUUACACUGUUGGAUUUUGUGGUGAUGGUGCUAAUGAUUGUGGGGCCUUGAAGGCUGCAGAUGUGGGUAUUUCCCUUUCUGAAGCUGAGGCGUCAGUUGCAGCGCCCUUCACGUCCCGGAUAUUUGAGAUUUCAUGUGUCCUCGAUAUUAUCAAAGAAGGAAGAUCAAGCUUGGUCACGAGUUUUUCGUGCUUUGAAUAUAUGUCACUAUACUCAGCGAUUCAAUUUAUCACUGUCACUAUACUUUACAAAACAGGGACCAAUUUGGGUGAUUUUCAAUUUUUGUACAUUGACUUGUUUUUGAUCUUGCCCUUGGCAAUUUUCAUGUCUUGGUCAAAGCCGUAUCCUAAAUUGGCACUAAAGAGACCUACGGCAAAUUUGGUGUCACCAAAGAUACUUAUACCUUUGGUUUGCAAUAUUUUACUUCUAUUGUUAUUCCAAAUGCUCACUUGGCUGUGGGUGAAAAAAGAACCUUGGUACAUCAAGCCAGUUCCUGGAAACGACGACGAAGUUCUGUCUUCUGACAAUACAGUUCUAUUUUUGUUUUCCAACUUCCAGUACAUCUUGAUUGCGGUGAUCUUAAACCAGGGCCCUCCAUACCGUGCACCUAUUCAAAAGAAUGUUCCAUUUUUAUUGAACUUGGUUGCUGCGUUAGCCUUAUCUACUGCGCUAUUUUUCGUCAAUGUGGAUUCAAGCUUUGGUGAUUUGAUGCAAUUGACAAGACUUGGCAGCUACUUUUACUAUUACAUCUUACUUUUAGCUGGCUUAAACUUUGUGCUUAUGGUAUUGGGAGAAAAAUUCUGGUUUUCUCGACUUAUUAGGGUGUACAAGAGAUUGUUCCAGCGCCACAAGAUUGGUAAGAGUAAAAAAUUGUUUAAAAACUUGCGCAAGGAAUUCGAUCAAAUUCAAAGUGUUUAG
Lodderomyces margitis is the source of this 4002-nucleotide messenger RNA. RefSeq names its product putative acid anhydride hydrolase. Lineage: Eukaryota; Fungi; Ascomycota; Pichiomycetes; Serinales; Debaryomycetaceae. The transcript has a single exon. The record is from RefSeq and is a predicted model, not a curated record. Gene Ontology annotation, cellular component: membrane. Bases 1 to 4002 code for a protein of 1333 amino acids. Gene Ontology annotation, biological process: intracellular calcium ion homeostasis. Gene Ontology annotation, molecular function: ATPase-coupled monoatomic cation transmembrane transporter activity; P-type ion transporter activity; ATP binding.